This is a messenger RNA of Ogataea polymorpha, 4296 nucleotides long. RefSeq lists its product as uncharacterized. Gene Ontology annotation, molecular function: ATP hydrolysis activity; ATP binding. Lineage: Eukaryota; Fungi; Ascomycota; Pichiomycetes; Pichiales; Pichiaceae. The record is from RefSeq and is a predicted model, not a curated record. Bases 2048 to 4195 code for a protein of 715 amino acids. The transcript has a single exon.
AGAGGCCUGACAUGGACCAUUACACUGAUUUCAGUGUUGCUGAAUCUCUACAUUUAUACAUAUCCAAGCUUCAUCCCUGAGAGAUGUUCGUGGAAUCAUAGUUAUGAAAAUGGCAAUGAUCUCCUUGGGGAACGCGUCAAAAAUAUACCGUAUUUCGGUGAUCUUUACAAAACACUCUUUAUCAAAGAGUCGAGCGAGAAACUUCCCGAGCCCCGUGAUAUACGGAUGAUGGCAUUUGGCGAUCCGCAGAUCAACGGCAAUUGGCCCUCCACUCCUUAUAUCAAGCGGUUGGACAAUUUUGGCAACGAUUACUACCUUGGUCAUAUUUAUAGAGUGAUGAAAAGCAGGUUGCAUCCCACUCAUGUCGUUGGGUUGGGGGAUCUCUUUUCGUCUCAGUGGAUCGCUGAUUCAGAAUUUUACAACAGAACUAGGAGGUAUAUGACACGUCUUUUCCCAAGACCGGAAGAACAGACCUUUGCCGAGCUCGACUUUAUAGCCGAGCAUAAGGACGUGGACUGGGUGAGCCAUCUGGAAUGGUUUCAGAAAAGCCUUGAGGAUGGUUUAUUUUUGAAGCCGGAGUUCUAUCAUUAUGAAAAUGUUUACGACUGGUCCUCUGCCAACCUGACUCACGAACCACUAUUCAUCAACGUUUCCGGCAAUCAUGACAUUGGCUACGGAGACACGACUUACCAGCAUAUGACUAGAUGGAGAAGACUUUUUGGCAAGGACAAUUACUGGAUAGAAUUUGAUAACGAUACAGAUCAUCCUUGGCGAAUAGUUGUACUCAAUUCCCUUGCCCUGGACGGACCUCUUUUGCAACCGGAGUUUAAGGACUACACAUGGCAGUUUGUUGAAACGUUGAAGCAAAGAAAUUAUAGUGGCUCGUCUAUUUUGCUCACUCACAUUCCAAUGUAUAAGCCUGAGGGUCUUUGCGUGGAUGGCCCGUUGGUGGAGUAUUUCAACGAAAACAACUGCCACCCUGGCGGCGAAUACAGAAUUGGACUUUUGAAAUCCGAAAAUCAUCUGCAAUACGACACUUCUCAGGCUGUGAUGAAUGCAGUGUUCAAGGGGAACUACUCUGGCAUCAUUGUAACCGGACAUGACCAUGAAGGAUGUGAGAAUUUCUACAAUUAUAACUUCACUUCAGGAGAGUGGCAAGCGUCCAAGAGCAUAAAUUCCCCAAAGUACAUAAAAGAGGUUACUGUCAGAUCGAUGAUGGGUGACUUUGACGGAAAUACAGGACUCAUUACGGGGCAUUUCAACCAAGAGACGAAAACUUGGGAAUUCAACUAUAAGUUAUGCCCCUUUGUUGUUCAGCAUGUGUGGUGGGCCGCGCAAAUUGGCAUUGUGCUUAGCAUUUUGUUCCACUCGAUAAACUUCUUGCUUUAGAACUGAGCCGCAUUCUUUAUCCUACAUAAAAAGAAUUUCACCCAGCUAAAAAUUUUCCCAUCGAAAGUUUACCUCCAUACUAUUUGGCAAGCUACCAGCGUGUUUGGUGCCCAGAAUUGGGAGCUAUUCCGCCAAGGGGUUGCUGUUUGGCCAUCGUCGUGGUCGGUGUCAUAGCUGACCGGUAUUGUCGCCUAUUAAGUUAGGGACGAUUUCUAGAUGUUGGAAUGAGCAGUAUUCACGAUGUUAGUAGCUUGUUGAAAUGUAUGGACAGAAGAAUGUGGCUUCUAAGAAUUCGUCGUUGACUCAGACAACGGCGGAUCCCGUAUGGCCACAACAUUACAAGCAUAUAACACAACACCUAUUUUUGUCGUGUGUGGCUGAGCAUCUCGUUAUCAGCCUCCUUGGCGUAGUUUCUAAAUUUGCAGUAAAAGUAAAACAUAAAACAGACGAUCUACCUGUUUAAUUGCUGGAGAGAUAUGACCAGUAAUAUUUGAUUUUCUAAACACCGCUUCGUUUACUCCAGUUCAAAUUCCUACUCGUUUUUGUUUACCACACUGGCGCUCGCCAAAUACAACACAUACUAUUCAAUCCCUGUUCAGUUUCAGCUGAGGGACUAAUUUAAUUGGUGCAUCAUUUGUUAAGAUAGUUUUAUCAUACCAUGUUUUCGAGAAAGAAGAAAGAACCAAGCCCGCCGCUGCCCAGGCUGCUGGAAAUUUACAAUGAGAUCGCCAACACGUCGCUAACGAAUCUAAGUUUGGAGCAAAAUAACCGUUCGAAUGAGGCCCUGAACGGCUGGAGAACACUUCAUCAAGUCGCAGCUCUAAAGGUGGAAGCGCUUGAGAAGAGUAUUGCAGGGGUAGAGUUAACGGACGAGGAGUCCUAUAUUUUGGAUGAAAUCCACAUUCUGCAGGCACAGGCGGAUGACCAUAUGGAUAGACUGGAGAACAAACUGAAUCCUCCCCUUCCCAUUCAGGCGUCUAAAGUCUAUUCCAAUCCUCAACAUUCCUCCAGUUCUGCUGGUAUUAAGAUAUCACCUCCUGGCUCCAGAUCCAACUCUGUGCGAGCGAACGUUCCCACCUUGAGAUCCUCAACUCCUGUAACGAUGAACUCUAAAAGACCAGUCAACAAGCCCCUGAUUAAGUCGCUCCGUCCCAAUCAGAACAUAGCUAAUAACAGUUCUAGCGUAAGUUUGGGCAACUCCAUCUCGUCCCAAGCCACGGCUAAGCAUGCUGCAAACUUAAUAUGGGCGCCAUCCAAAAGUUUAUCUGCCAACAAGCCGUACUCAUCGAACUCACAGGAGGACUUAUUUCAAGACUUUGAUGGCAACAUUGACGAAGAGGAGUACCAUCACAAAGAAACUCUCAGACAAUUACAACAAAACGCUCUUGCAUCGAAAACCGCUAGAAGUAAAAACGAUGAAGACCUAAUUGACCUCGGUGAAAAUCUGUCACAUCUGGAUAUUCGUCAAAAACCAACGCUUCAGCAAAAGCAGCAAGUGCAAAAGAAUCAUGCUAAGUCUUCAGCAGAGAGAGCAAGGGCGGCGUUGAAGAUUUCCUCGCAAGUCAAACUUCCUCAAAAGGUAGCCCCCACUGCUGUUCGUCAACCUGCCCGUCACGCAUCGCCUGCAAGAGUUGCCAGAUCCCCACCCCGAUCGACAAACGUACAACUCGCCAAAACCCAAAACCGCAGAGCUAAUCUUUCUCCUAAUCCCCCUAAACCUGUUUCAACGCCUCAGUCUGGUUCCAGGAGAGCUUCACCAGCCGCUAAAGGAUCUACGACAAGUGCUCCUAAGGUGCUUGCUGAUAAUUCUACAAAAGAUACUGAAACGUUGGACAGUGACAAUUCAGUUGAAGACGACGAAGACAAAUUAAUAGCCUCUAUGCGAGGUGUGGAUCCUGUUUCCGCUAGACAAAUUCUCAACGAGAUUGUGGUUCACGGAGAUGAAGUCCACUGGGAUGAUAUUGCGGGACUCGAUGCGGCCAAAAAUUCCCUCAAGGAGACAGUGGUUUACCCAUUUUUGAGGCCAGACCUGUUCAGUGGCCUGAGAGAGCCUGCUAGAGGAAUGCUGUUGUUUGGACCUCCCGGAACAGGAAAAACUAUGCUCGCGCGCGCCGUUGCAACGGAAUCAAAAUCAACGUUCUUCUCAAUAUCCGCGUCUUCGCUGACCUCGAAGUAUCUUGGUGAAUCCGAAAAGCUGGUUAGAGCGUUGUUCCAAUUGGCCAAAAGACUUGCUCCUUCAAUAAUCUUUGUGGAUGAGAUAGACUCCUUAUUGGGAAGCAGAAAUAAUGAGGGCGAAAACGAGUCUUCAAGGAGGAUCAAGAACGAGUUUUUGGUUCAGUGGUCUGAUUUGACCAAGGCCGCAGCUGGAAGAGAUCAGGGAGAAGAUCUACAAAGAGUUUUGGUGCUAGCGGCCACAAACUUACCAUGGACAAUAGAUGAAGCUGCAAGAAGAAGAUUUGUGAGGCGGCAAUAUAUCCCGCUUCCAGAAUAUGAUACCCGGAAAGCCCAACUACAGAGGCUUCUUUCGCAUCAAAACCAUACAUUGACGGACAAGAACUUAGAGGAAUUAAUAAAAUUGACGGACUCGUUUUCGGGAUCCGAUAUCACAGCUUUGGCAAAGGACGCAGCUAUGGGACCAUUAAGAGAGCUAGGAGACAAAUUGCUUCUAACAUCCAAAAACGAGAUCAGGCCUGUCUGUCUUCAAGAUUUCAUCAAUUCUCUCAAUUACAUCAGACCAAGUGUUUCAAAAGAAGGUCUUAGACAAUUCGAAGAGUGGGCUAAGCUGUAUGGAUCCUCGGGUGUUUGAAUUUUAAUUUGGAAACAAGCUCCUUUUUGUGUGCUAUAUAGCAUGUAUCUAAGAUACUCUCGGCCGUUCAUUUAUAAUCUAUCUUCACGACUAUACAAUUA